AUGUCUGGCGAACUGGAAGAUCUGAAGCGCAUCCUCACCUCCUUACGUUCGGGAACCGACGACCAGGCCGCAGCUGUUCUAGCAAGACUAAGACUCGGCGAAUUACCUGAAGAUGUUGCCAAGUCCCUUCCGACCACAGCAUCCUCAGCGGCAUCCGGUCAACUUCCCAGCUUAGUGGGUCAGGAGUCCUCGGACACAUCUGGAAGUGGAAUGAGUCAGGAGAUAUCGAAUGUGCUCGACGCAGACACAGGCAUCUUGAGAUGUCGCCAAGGCUCUGCUGUGUUCUUGACGUCGCCUACAAACCAAGUACCAAGCUGGCAGUCUCCUGCGACCGUUCCUUCGUCUCCUUUUACACCUUCUACUAAAGGAAAACAGCCGACAACCGGAGAUUCAGCGACAAUCCAGCCCUUUCUCGUUCCCUUGUUCGACCGAGAUGACUAUCUUCUGGUUAAGACCGAGAAAGAGGAAGACAGUGAAGACGACGAUAGCACAGAUGAGAGAAUUGACCCCCGGCUUUUGCAACAAGUCCCGAACUUUGAUAUCGGAAGAGUUCCUACGCCAUCUUCCAGGAGGUCUUUGCGCAAUCAACAAACUAUCCGAUCGAUAUACCCGACCCAGCUCACUGGUCGACAGCCUAACGUGAACGUCCUCAGAGUCCAUCCCGAUCUAAACCUCCGCAACCUCUCUGGCAAUAUGCCCUUUUCUAGCAGCAUCAAGACCAAUUAUUAUCUAGCUGAUGUCCAAGGCACACGAGCCAGCAACCUGUUGCUUCCCGCAUGGGCCAUGUUACCCAUACAUACACUGCCUGACCCAGGCUCGCUAAGACACACAAUACCAGGAGUCCUACGGGAAGCUACGAACAUGAUGAACAUGGGAGUAUCUGUAGAGCAGAUCAUCGAAACACAUCCCAGCAUCGCAGCCCUCUUUGAUGAGGACGUCUUCAAGAACUCGGGUAUACUUUCCAAGUGGGCUGUUGGCAUGGUGCACAGCGUAUAUCUGAAGGGCGACACAUUCACAUGCUUCGGCUCCAUGUACCUCUUCUGGUACCUAAUGCGAUGGAUGAUCUCGCCGUCCCCAUCAACCUACGAAGCAAUGCCAGAAUGGUUCCGCCCCACGCCCAACCAGCUCUUCAUGCCCCACAUCGACAUUGUCGACUUCGUCGUCUGGCCCGCGUUCCGCGAACUCGCUGUCCAAAUACCGGCGAUGCAAGAGCGCAUGGAAUGGCUCAUGGACAUGAGUAUCAACACCCUGUGCGACUGGUCCUUUGCUACGGGUGAAGCGCUCUGCAAGCAUGAGAAGACGGGUCAGGUGGAUUUGUGCCCUACGGCUAAAGAGGCGGUACACACUUUGUCGAAUUGGUCUGUUGGACCGAGAUUUAGGGGACGAGCAGGAAGGCAUCGAAGAGCAGGCGGCGAUGAUCUCCGGCUCCAUGAAAAAAAGAAAUGGCAGACGCCGAAUUUCAAAUAUAGACGCAGCGUCAUGGAAGGAGCCCAGCACGAUACCAACGAAGUAUCUUACACGGAGAUACAGUGCCACGCCAAAAUGAAUAAGGCAUGCACUAGAUGCCGGAAGCACAAAACGAAAUGCUCUGGCACCAGACCGCGCUGCAUCGGAUCGCUUGAGAGAGGCGUUACAGAAGAACCAAACCUUGACCACGCUAUUGAACGAUAUUAG
This is a messenger RNA of Alternaria atra, 1674 nucleotides long. RefSeq lists its product as uncharacterized. Lineage: Eukaryota; Fungi; Ascomycota; Dothideomycetes; Pleosporales; Pleosporaceae. Bases 1 to 1674 code for a protein of 557 amino acids. The transcript has 10 exons. The record is from RefSeq and is a predicted model, not a curated record. Gene Ontology annotation, molecular function: DNA-binding transcription factor activity, RNA polymerase II-specific; zinc ion binding. Gene Ontology annotation, biological process: regulation of DNA-templated transcription.